This is a messenger RNA of Corticium candelabrum, 1186 nucleotides long. RefSeq names its product tubulinyl-Tyr carboxypeptidase 1-like. The record is from RefSeq and is a predicted model, not a curated record. Gene Ontology annotation, cellular component: cytoplasm. The transcript has 11 exons. Gene Ontology annotation, biological process: regulation of angiogenesis. The coding region runs from base 70 to 972 and encodes 300 amino acids. NCBI's taxonomy places the organism in Eukaryota, Metazoa, Porifera, Homoscleromorpha, Homosclerophorida, Plakinidae.
CUACGGAAACGAUUAUCUUAGUGUUGUUUACUAUUUAGCCUAGUUACUGCUGUAACGACUAGAGUAUUUAUGGAAGCUGGUACAGAGAAUGACUGCUCCUCGUACAGUUCUUGCUUCGUGAACAGAGGAGGAUUUCCAAUUGACGAAACGACAUGGGAGAAGAUGUGGGAUCAUGUCGCGAAGGUUCAUCCCCACAAACAUGAAACUAUGGGCCAGAUACGAGGCAACACAGCUUUGAAACAUAUAGCUAUUCCUCAACCACCCCAUCUUACUGAAUUUACAACUGUAGCUGCCAAAGUUCAAGCCAUUCAGAGUUACCUGAAGGAAUUUCAGUAUAAUCACACUGGCACUCAAUUUUUUGAAAUGAAGAAAGGUCGUUGUUUAUCUCGAAUGAUGGAGCAAGCUAAGGAGAUGAUCAAAGUAGCACUUCCUAUUAAGUGUUUGGAAGCAGUUAUUCUUGGACUUUAUUUGACAUGUGGACUGUAUUCAGUUACACGAUUUGUUAUUGGCUUUAAGACAAAAUGUGAAGGCCAUUAUCACAAGCAUGUUGUAUUGGGAGUGUACUAUGAAGGGUUGUUUGGCUGUGUGGGACUGAGUAGACGUGAAGAUCUCAUGUAUAAACCAUUGGUUUAUCAAUCUUUGUAUGAACUUGUGUGUGAUUUCCAAACCAGCUACAAGCAAUAUUACCAUACGGUAGUGAGAGUCAAGCUUAGUCUUCCUGUUGUUCAUGAUUUUUGCAGUGGAGAGAAGAUAUGCUGGGGGUAUCUGAAAAUUGAAUUGCAGGGGAUGGCAAACAAUGAAAUAAAGCGUUUGCUAGAACGUUACAGUCGGGAAAUGAAAACCAAGACCUUCUAUGCUAGAAUUCCUUUAUUACAUUCUGGAGCUAGUCCAACUGAAGAUCUUUCUAGUGGAUCUAGCAAUGGGUUUAAGCCUGCAAGUCAGACAAAGUCUGCCUACAAGGUGCAAGUUUGAUUUUAUGCUUCACUAAUUAAUUGCUACUUCAUUGUGAGAAAGUGAUGGACUUUGAUGACGGCCAGAAGUAAAAGUUCAAAACUUUUUCAACAGACAAUUAAAUGAUAUUUACUACACAUUUUAUCUGAACAGUACACGUAUAGUUCAUGACUCAAAUAAUGUGACUUGUAUUACAAUGCUAGCUAUAGACAGAUUAAUCAAUGAUCAACAUACA